GCGGAGUGGAGUGUACCAAAGCUGAGAUGCAGUUGUGUCUGCCCGCUGUCUAGUUGUGAAUGGGACUUGUCUCCUUGCUCUGUUCUGGGGGUGACAGCACUGAGCCAGCCCUGGAGGACCCCAAGCCAGAACUACGGUUUUUGGAGAAGCGGUCCCAGGAGAGUGAUUUUUGCGGUGACUCAUUAAGUGAAAAAUCAAAUGGGUGGUGUGUGUUACAGAAAUUGGCAACAAGUGUCCAAUGGGUGAAGAAGAGGCAAAAUCGGGAAGGUGCACAACAUUGAGGUGAUGCUCUUCCUGAAUGGUGGUAUUCUGUCUGGAGACGGUUCCAUUUGAAUGUGCUGAGUGGCCUGCCAGGUUGAAGACUGUCAGAUCUCUGGGUACAAAGGCUGGAUUUGCAGAUACUCCUGUGCCUCUCACUUAACCAAAAAUGAAGGCAAACUACUGUUUACAUGCUAUCCUGGUCUGCCUGGGAAUGCUGGCUAACAGCCAGGCAUUGUCAAAUGAGAAAUUGAAUCAUUUAAGGCCUCUGCACUCUCACCAUGAAAAAGGAAAAGAAGGUCAGGUUCUUCAACGUUCCAAAAGAGGCUGGGUCUGGAAUCAGUUUUUUGUAAUUGAGGAGUACACUGGACCAGAUCCUGUAUUAGUUGGCAGGCUCCACUCUGAUAUUGAUUCUGGUGAUGGGAACAUUAAAUACAUUCUCUCAGGUGAAGGAGCAGGAACCAUUUUUGUUAUUGAUGACAAAUCAGGGAACAUUCAUGCAACCAAGACACUGGACCGAGAAGAGAGAGCCCAGUAUACACUGAUGGCCCAAGCUGUGGACAGAGACACCAAUCGGCCAUUAGAGCCACCUUCAGAAUUCAUUGUCAAAGUGCAAGACAUCAAUGACAACCCCCCUGAAUUCUUACAUGAAAAUUAUCAUGCCAAUGUGCCAGAGCGGUCCAAUGUGGGUACAUCUGUGAUCCAAGUAACAGCUUCAGAUGCUGAUGACCCUACCUAUGGAAACAGUGCUAAACUGGUUUAUAGCAUUCUGGAAGGGCAGCCCUAUUUUUCUGUUGAAGCACAAACAGGUAUAAUCAGAACAGCGCUUCCCAACAUGGACAGAGAAGCCAAGGAAGAAUAUCAUGUUGUAAUCCAAGCCAAGGACAUGGGCGGACACAUGGGUGGACUCUCAGGGACAACCAAAGUGACAAUUACACUUACUGAUGUCAAUGACAACCCACCAAAGUUUCCACAGAGUGUAUACCAGAUGUCUGUGUCAGAAGCAGCUGUGCCAGGAGAAGAAGUAGGAAGACUGAAGGCCAAAGACCCAGAUAUUGGAGAAAAUGGCUUAGUAACCUAUAAUAUCAUUGAUGGGGAUGGUAUGGAGCUGUUUGAAAUUUCAACAGAUUAUGAAACCCAGGAAGGUGUGGUGAAACUCAAGAAGCCCGUAGAUUUUGAAACCAAAAAAGCUUACAGUCUAAAGGUGGAGGCUGCAAAUGUUCACAUUGAUCCUAAGUUCAUCAGCAAUGGACCAUUUAAGGACACAGUGACAGUGAAGAUUGCAGUGGAAGAUGCUGAUGAGCCGCCAAUGUUUUUAGCACCCAGUUAUAUUCAUGAAGUCCAAGAAAAUGCAGCUGCUGGUACUAUUGUUGGUAGAGUCCAUGCCAAAGACCCUGAUGCUGCCGGUAGCCCCAUCAGAUAUUCAAUUGAUCGGCACACUGACCUCGACAGAUAUUUCAGUAUUGGUCAAGAAGAUGGUUUUAUUAAAACCACAAAACCUCUGGAUAGGGAGGAAACAGCCUGGCUCAACAUUUCUGUUUUUGCAACUGAAUUCCACAAUCGACACCAGGAAGCUAAAGUCCCGGUUGCCAUCAGAGUUAUUGAUGUCAAUGAUAAUGCUCCCAAAUUUGCAGCCCCAUAUGAAGGCUUUAUUUGUGAGAGUGACCAAACAAAACCUGUUUCUAAUCAGCCAAUAGUUUCCAUUAGUGCUGAAGACAAGGAUGAUACAGCCAAUGGACCAAGAUUUCUUUUCAGCUUACCUCCUGAAAUUGUCCAUAACCCAAAUUUUACAGUCCGAGACAACAGAGACAACACUGCCGGUGUUUAUGUCAAACGUGGGGGUUUCAGCCGGCAGAAGCAAGACCUAUACCUGCUACCAAUCGUGAUCAGUGACGGGGGCAUACCUCCCAUGAGCAGCACCAACACCCUGACAAUCAAGGUCUGCGGAUGUGAUGUGAAUGGGGCAUUGCUGUCCUGCAACGCUGAGGCCUAUGUCCUCAAUGCCGGACUCAGCACAGGAGCUUUAGUUGCCAUCUUGGCCUGCAUUGUGAUUUUGCUGGUUAUUGUCGUGUUAUUUGUGACCCUGAGAAGGCAAAAGAAAGAACCACUAAUUGUCUUUGAGGAAGAAGAUGUGCGAGAGAACAUCAUUACUUAUGAUGAUGAAGGUGGUGGAGAAGAAGAUACCGAGGCUUUUGAUAUCGCAACCCUCCAAAACCCUGAUGGGAUUAAUGGAUUUAUCCCACGUAAAGAUAUCAAGCCGGAGUACCAGUAUAUGCCCAGACCCGGCCUUCGACCAGCUCCCAAUAGUGUCGAUGUCGACGAUUUCAUCAACACGAGGAUACAGGAGGCUGACAAUGACCCAACGGCUCCCCCUUAUGACUCUAUCCAGAUCUACGGCUAUGAAGGGCGGGGCUCGGUGGCUGGCUCUCUCAGCUCCUUAGAGUCAGCGACAACAGAUUCUGAUUUGGACUACGAUUAUCUACAAAACUGGGGACCUCGUUUUAAGAAACUAGCAGACUUGUAUGGUUCCAAAGACACUUUUGAUGAUGAUUCUUAACAAUAAAGAUACAAAUUUGGCCUUAAGAACUGUGUCCAAUAUUCUGAAGACCCCGGAAGAAAUGUAAACAGGUAUUUUUUUAAAAUCAAGGAAAGGCUCAUUUAGAAUGGCAGCAUUUUACAGAGAGGAUCACUUUAAUAAAAACGAGGACCUCCCAGUGGUAAAUACUGUGAAGUACCUUUUCUCCCAAAAGGCAAAUAUGGAAGUUGGUUAUCGACUUCACUCAAGAGAAACCACUUGCCGUGCAAAAUAUUUAAGGGAAGAAAAAUGUUAACAGUGGACUUAACAAUGAAGGGAUUUUUUUUUUCUGUGUUAUGGACAUCUAAAUCUUUUAAGUCAAAGAAGCUUCCACAAAAUUAAAAAGGACAACAGUUCUGAGCUGUAAUUUCGCCUUAAAACUAUGGACACUCUGUACGUAGUGCAUUCUUAAACUUGAAAUAUAUAAUAUUCAGCCAGCUUAAACCCAUAUGAUGUAUGUACAAUACAAUGUACAAUUAUUGUCUCUUGAGCAUCAAACUUGUUACUGCUAAUUCUUGUAAAUCUUUUUGCUUAUACUUUCAUCUUAAACUAAUACGUGCCAGAUAUAACUCUGUCUUGUUGCAGUGGGAGGCGCCCUAUUUCUAUGUCAUUUUUAAUGUAUCUAUUUGUACAAUUUUAAAGCUCUUAUUUUAGUAUACAUACAGAUUUCAGUAUUCUGACAUGUAAGAAAUGUUACAGCAUCACACUUAUAUUUUAUGAACAUUGUACUGUUGCUUUAAUAUGUGCUUCAAUAUAAGAAGCAACCUUUGAAAUAAAAAAAAUGAUUCUUUUUUUAA
Vombatus ursinus (common wombat) is the source of this 3630-nucleotide messenger RNA. Its product is annotated as cadherin-11. Gene Ontology annotation, biological process: cell-cell junction assembly; homophilic cell-cell adhesion; calcium-dependent cell-cell adhesion. Bases 428 to 2815 code for a protein of 795 amino acids. The transcript is spliced from 13 exons. Gene Ontology annotation, molecular function: cadherin binding; calcium ion binding. Lineage: Eukaryota; Metazoa; Chordata; Mammalia; Diprotodontia; Vombatidae. Gene Ontology annotation, cellular component: adherens junction; plasma membrane; catenin complex. The record is from RefSeq and is a predicted model, not a curated record.